This is a messenger RNA of Cyclopterus lumpus (lumpfish), 4892 nucleotides long. RefSeq names its product beta-1,4 N-acetylgalactosaminyltransferase 2-like. The transcript has 12 exons. The record is from RefSeq and is a predicted model, not a curated record. Gene Ontology annotation, biological process: UDP-N-acetylglucosamine metabolic process; UDP-N-acetylgalactosamine metabolic process. NCBI's taxonomy places the organism in Eukaryota, Metazoa, Chordata, Actinopteri, Perciformes, Cyclopteridae. Bases 2736 to 4166 code for a protein of 476 amino acids.
UUUUCCAUGGAGUAGAAGUGAGGGGGAAGGGAAUCUGGGGGGCGGAAUGAAUUGUUGACCACAGAGAAAAGGGUCCUGGUGUUCCCAGCACCAGCAGUGAUUUUGUCAGUAAAGAAUUGUGAUUUGGCUGAGGAGAGGGCAUCUUUGUAGAGGAGGAUGUGGGCAUGGUGCAUCUGUUUAUGGAUCGUGAGUCCGGUUUUGGUGAAAAGCCUCUCCAACUGACGACCCUUGGCUUUCAACUGGCGGAGCUGAGGGGAGAACCAGGGGGCAGAGUGGGGGAAUGAGACAGUCCGGGUUUUGAGGGGAGCAAGUGAGUUCAGCAGAGUACGGAGACUAUCAUUGUAAAGAUUAACCAGAUGAUCCAGGGUGUGUGGGGGGGUGAUGAUGGGGAAACUGUCAAUGCCUGUUGUGAGGUCAGCCAGAUUAAUGUUUGUGAUGUUGCGGAAGGACAUGACACGUAACUGUUUGUAUUUGGAUAAUGUUAAACUUAAAUUAAAUAAAAUGAGCAUGUGGUCUAAGAUAGGGAGAUCGACAGCAGAGCAGUUGAGGGGAGUGACACCAGAGCAAACGACCAAGUCCAAAAUGUGACCUUUAGAGUGGGUGGGAAAGUGAAUAUGUUGAAGGAGACCAAAACUGUCCAAGCAAAAAGUGAAGUCCUUAGUGAGGGGAUGAUUAGUGUUGUCCAUGUGAAUAUUCAGAUCGCCCAACAGAAUGAUGUUGGGAGACAGUGAGCAGAUGUGUGUGAGAAGUGUGGUGAAUUCAUUGAUGAAGUCCUUGUUUGGUUUGGGUGGGCGGUAAAUGUUGAGUAAAACGGUUGGAGUAGGACCAUUCAGCUGUAGAGCCACAGAUUCGAAUGUCUGGGAUACUGGCAAAGAUAAUGACGAGACCUUCCAAGUCUCGCGGUGAAGUAUCGCGAGACCUCCUCCUCUUCCGGUGAGACGGGGGUGUGCGGUGUAAACAAACCCAGGUGGAACAGACUCGUUCAGAUGAGAGAAGUCGUCAGGGGUUUGCCACGUCUCAGUCAGGCAGAGAAAGUCCAACUUGUGGUCGAGGAGGAGGUCUUGUAGUAGCUGUCCCUUGCCUGAGAGGGAACGGAUGUUAAAUAAUCCAAACUUGACGUCGGAGUGUUGGUUGGUGAAGCUAACGUUAGCCGACCUGGCUAGGCUGGCUAACUUGGUGUGGUCCACCUUCCUGUGGGUUGGUUUUUUCUGACGGCGGGUGGAGGACCAGAUGGAGUUGAUGGCAGUGGAGUCAUCGAUGCGGUGGUAUCGCCCCGAUCCGCGGUGAAUGUACCUCCGGCGGUGGCGAGCGAUGUCCGGGAAGUUGUAUAAUACAGGCGGAGGAGCAGAACGGAGGAAUCUAAAUUGGAGGAGCUCCGCGCUCAGGUAGUGGAUCAGGCGUGAUUCUGGGAGUAUUAGGAGGGACAGGACAGUCCACAGGAGCACAACGCUCACAGCAAGCUUGUAGCUCCACAUGAUCCACGGCCACGGGCAGAUGUUCGCCGAGCAGCGUAGCUGUCAGCGUUCGGGUAGGCAGGACAACAAACUAGCUUUAAGCACAGUUCCUAUUAAACUAAACGGGAUGACAGUAAGUAGGUGGUCUGCUGCAAACUGUGCAGAAAAUCGUAGAAAAAUCGUCGAAAAAACAAUAAAACAACCGGAGAGCAGCGGCAGCUAGAUGCGCCAGCGUUCACUCACACCAGGAGACAAUCAGCAAUCAGCAAUCACUCUGGGAUUAGGACAGUGAGAGGCAUUCUAAGGUCCACACUUCCUCUGGUAGGCUAAAUGAUGCUUACCUGCUGUCUUUUCUCUAUGAAGCUAUGGCAAUUGUCAACAGUCGACCACUGACCGUUAAUAACCUCAGUGAUCCUCAUAGCCUCGAGCCGGUCACCCCUAAUCAUCUUCUCACUCUGAAAUCUGUCAAGGCCUUGCCUCCUCCAGGUGAGUUUGUCAGAGAAGACGUGUAUGGCAAGAAGAGAUGGCGUCAUGUUCAGUACCUGGCGGAACAGUUCUGGAGUCGAUGGCGAAAGGAAUACCUCGCUAACAUUGCUCUCAGACAGCGUUGGCAUACACCAAGGAGAAAUCUGCAAGUUGGAGAUAUUGUAAUGAUGAAAGAAGAAGACGUGCACAGGCAUGAAUGGAGAUUGGGCAGGGUUUCAGUAACCACAACUGACAAAGACGGACUAGUGAGGAGAGUUAAGGUUCGCCUCGGCGACAAGAAGCUUGGAAAAAAGGGAGAGCGUCUCCACAAGAUGUCUGAGGUCGAACGACCAGUCCAAAAGUUGGUCUUGCUGCUGGAGACUGAUUAAACUUACUCACUCCCCUAUGGUUCACAAUACUUUUUCAAAACGGCUUGUGAACUCGGUUUAUAAAGGCUCGUCACUUUCUUACUUAUGAAAGGUCAUAUUCAGUUAAAAAUCAUUUGUGCUUAAUGUAAAUUCUAUACAGUUACAUUAUUUACUCAUGAUUGGUGGGAGUGUAAAUGACUCUGAAAAUGUUCCAUUAAUAUGUUGACUAGUUCCUGCACAAAUUUAUUUGUAAGUGCCUUUGCAUGUUUUUGUUGGUCCUUUUAUUUUGAAGUUCUUCCGGUGAGACCGGAAAUAGAUGUACCUGUCGCAACUUGACAUUGCAAAAAGUCCGUGAGUUUUAAGUUUACUGAAGGAGAAGGAGUUCAUGUUUGUUUAUUCUUCAAUCCACUUUACGGACUGCUAAGCUCCUAGCUGGAACGGGAACAAGAUGUCUGUGUUUUCCAGCGGACUGCUUCAGAAGGUUGCCAUGUCUGUGAUGGUCCUGCUGACAUGCUAUUUUAUGAUAUUCUGUCACUGUCCUGAAAAGGGGACCAAACACGUUGACACUCAACAAAAACCGAGGUUGCUACCCCAGAGUCCUCUUCCCAAAUCCGGUCCAUGCAACUGUUAUGAGGGCUCAACGCUCCUCAAGAAUAAACUCCCGAAGGAUCAGUAUGAGGAGCUGUUGCAACGCAGAGCCAAGGAGCUCCAACAAUUCAAAAUCAGGACCACGUCUGUAUUAUCCACACCGCUGUUUGCGUUGCCCAACUCUCCGCUGCAGUACCCAAUCCAGGGUUUCCAUGUACAGCCUCUGAUCUCCACUCCUGUACCAGGUUUAGCACUGCAUGCAGGGCAAAGGAGCAGCUACAAGGUCUCCUUGAAAGUGUCCAAAGGGGUCCUGACCACAGAGAUUGCUGAUGGAGGGAAGGUGCAAGGUGAUGGGAUGACCAAGCUGAUUAUGGAGUCUAGCAGCCUGGUGAUCCUAAACUACCUGCUGGCUAAAGUGUUCUACACCAGCACGAUCUACCACAUACACACCGGAGACCUCGUAUCCUUCCAGUUUGAGGAGCAUGAGGCCGUGUUUCCCAUCACCAUCAAACAACCUCUCCUUCCAGUCCUGUACAACAUGGGAACAAGUGUGAGCUCUCACGUCACCGUCAUCACCAAGACGUUCCUGCGCUACCCACAACUCAAGGUGUUGCUGAGUAGCAUCCGGCGUUUCUAUAGCGACAUAGAAGUCAUCAUUGCAGAUGACAGCUUUGAAACGGAGCACAUUACUGGAGAACACAUCAGACAGUACAUCAUGCCGCCGGCACAGGGCUGGUUUGCUGGCAGGAACCUGGCGGUCUCCCAGGUAACCACCAAGUACUUCCUGUGGGUGGACGAUGACUUUGAGUUCACGGAGGGGACGAAGAUAGAGAAGCUGGUGGAGGUGAUGGAGGCGCACCCGGAACUGGAUGUGGUGGGUGGGACCGUAAAAGGGAACCAGUUUUAUUUCUCUCUCCUCUACGAUGAAGGAGAGGAAAUGGAGGGCGGCUGCCUGUACAGAAAGUCUCAAGGGAGGUUCCACUCACUUUCUGGUUACCCAAAAUGCUUUAUGGCCAGUGGGGUGGUCAACUUCUUUUUGGCUCGAACGCAAGCUGCACAGCAGGUGGGAUUUGACCCUAAGCUCCAGAGGGUGGCGCACUCAGAGUUCUUCAUGGACGGCCUGGGCUCCUUGAUGGUUGCCUCGUGCAGCCACGUGUCCAUCGGCCAUCAGCCCAAAUUCAGCGGGGACAGUAGAUACGGCAGAUUCAGACACCCUCCAUCAAAUGACUCAAUGUUUAAACUUCAGCUUCACUUCUUCAAAAACCACCUAAAGUGUAUCAAGUAUGGAUAGAGGACUACUUGUGGACAAUAUGGUCACUGGUAUAUUUCUCUCCCUUCUUGGUUGUUUUUAUUGUUUGGUGUGUAUAUAUAUUUGUUUUAAUAUAUAUAUUCUUUUUUCUAAUUUUUUUAAGAUAAUUAUUUUGCCUCCACAUCAGCUCUUGAAUGCCAUGCAGGGAAUCUCUUCUAAUUUGGCACAAAUGUACACUCCGGGAAGAAUUGUUUCGAUUGCGGUGGUCGAAGGUGACCUCACGUCUGUCCCAUUCUCGCAAUCUGGACCUCACAAACGUUUGGUCAAAAGACUCAGUAGUCUUAUUCUAGUUAUGAAGAAAUUCACACAAAUGUCUGAUCGGAUGAAAUGACAUCAAUGGAUUUAAACUGCAACAUGAGUGAGGCAUUCAACCUUCUCAAGGCAUUUGGCCAUUUGGCCAAUGUGGUUUGUCCUAAACGCCCAAGCGAAUAUGUAUUUUACAUAGUGCUUGUUAUCUUAUAGUAUGGUCAGGAACAUGUUUUAGCAAACAUAAAAUAUAGGUAAUUUUCCACAUUAUUAUGUCCAUGUCUGUCCAACGGGACUGUGUGAAAAAUUAAUGCAAUAUGGGUGGGAAAUUACUUAUACGUGCUUUCGUUUCACAGACAAAUCCUACUCCUCAAAUCCAGGAACUGUGUGCAUCCAAUUCACUUAGACUUUGGAAAUAAAUAUAUAUAUAUAUAUAUAUAUAUAUAUAUAUAUAUAUAUAUA